This is a messenger RNA of Dioscorea cayenensis subsp. rotundata (Guinea yam), 1596 nucleotides long. RefSeq names its product 3-ketoacyl-CoA synthase 20-like. Bases 22 to 1497 code for a protein of 491 amino acids. NCBI's taxonomy places the organism in Eukaryota, Viridiplantae, Streptophyta, Magnoliopsida, Dioscoreales, Dioscoreaceae. The transcript is spliced from 2 exons. The record is from RefSeq and is a predicted model, not a curated record. Gene Ontology annotation, cellular component: membrane. Gene Ontology annotation, molecular function: acyltransferase activity, transferring groups other than amino-acyl groups. Gene Ontology annotation, biological process: fatty acid biosynthetic process.
GUUGCUUCUUUCUCAAGCAUCAUGGCUGAGAACAACCACAUUAAGCUUCUCUACCACCAUUUCAUAUCCAAUGCUAUUUACAUAAUGCUUGUACCACUUCUCAUACUAUCUUUUAACUACUUGUCAUCCUCCACCACUGAUAACCUCCUCCAUGCUCUAUGGAUGACCAUGAGAAGUAACCUUCCUGUGGUCAUUAUUUGCGGAUGCUUUUUAUCUUUUUUCACCGUCUUUUACAUUGUUAGCCAUCCAAGGCAAGUAUACCUUGUCGACUUCUCUUGUUUCAAGCCUGGCGAGGAUUAUAAAGUUACGCGAGAAACUGCUCUAAAACAGUUCAUGAUCAAUGAUCAAUUCACCGAGGAGAGUGAAGCAUUCCAGAGGAAGAUGCUUGAGAGAUGCGGUAUCGGACAGGCAACAUACCUUCCUGAGUCACUGCUAGGCAAAGAACUCGACAUUUGCAUGACUUCUGGGAGGAAGGAGACCACCAUGGUUAUCUUCGGUGCUGUUGAUAAUCUCUUAAAGAAGACUGGCGUUAAGCCCAAAGAUAUCGGUGUUUUGAUUGUUAAUUGCAGUCUUUACAACCCGACGCCUUCACUCUCGGCGAUGAUUGUUAAUCACUACAAGCUGCGGGGCAAUGUUAUCAGUUACAGCCUUGGCGGUAUGGGUUGCAGUGCUGGUCUCAUUUCUGUGGACCUUGCCAAGCAACUCCUCCAGGUGCAUCGGAAUAGCUGUGCGUUAAUAGUUAGCACAGAGAACAUAACUCUCAAUGGUUACAUGGGCAAUAACCGAUCCAUGCUUGUCACAAACUGCCUGUUCCGUGUGGGUGGCGCUGCCAUUCUUAUCUCCAAUCUGCCAUCAGACAAAUGCCGAUCAAAAUAUGUGCUAUCGAACACAGUGCGUACGCAGAAGGGCGCAUAUGAUCACUGCUACAAUUGUGUUGUUCAAGAGGAAGACGAAGAUGGAUAUGUUGGUGUGGCUUUAUCGAAAAGCCUCAUGUCAGUGGCAGCAGAAACAUUGAAGGCUAACAUCACCACCAUAGGCCCUCUUGUUCUUCCAAUGUCUGAGCAACUACUCUUCAUUGCCACAUUGUUCCUCAGAAAGGUCUUCAAUUUAAACAUCAAGCCUUACAUCCCAGACUUUAAGCUGGCGUUCGAACAUUUCUGCAUUCACGCAGGAGGAAGAGCAGUGUUAGAUGAGCUUGAAAAGAACCUAAAUCUUAGAAAUUGGCACAUGGAACCUUCAAGGAUGACACUGUAUAGGUUUGGCAACACUUCUAGUAGCUCACUUUGGUAUGAGCUGGCAUAUAGUGAAGCUAAAGGGAGGAUCAACAAGGGUGAUAGAGUAUGGCAGAUAGCAUUUGGGUCUGGAUUCAAGUGCAACAGUGCAGUGUGGAGAGCUCUCAAGGUUGUGAAUGCAAUGGAGGAGAAGGACAACCCAUGGAUUGACGAAAUUAAUGACUUCCCCGUUGUUGUUCCAAAGAUGGUUUCACUCUCUGUGUAAUUAAUAAAUUAUAUAUUGAACGUGUAAUGCUAAUGCAAAUAUGUUGCUUUCUUCUAGAGCUAUAGUACUCUAUCAUUGUAGCCUUUCAAUCAUUCAAUG